Molecule: messenger RNA, 5200 nt
Organism: Stylophora pistillata
Lineage: Eukaryota; Metazoa; Cnidaria; Anthozoa; Scleractinia; Pocilloporidae
Product: calmodulin-binding transcription activator 1
Biological process (GO): regulation of transcription by RNA polymerase II
Cellular component (GO): nucleus
Molecular function (GO): double-stranded DNA binding; protein binding; transcription coregulator activity
Source: RefSeq, a predicted model, not a curated record
UAGGGAACGGAGAUGGCGGCGGGCAGGUGUGUUGUCUGCCGCAAAGUGAAGAAGUGAUUUCCUCCAUGACUCCUUGUUAUCAUCCAAUAAUCUUGGCCGGAUUAAUUUCGACAGGCCAUCAACUAGCAUGAGCACAAAUUGGCCGCUGGAUUGCAGUGUGCGAAGCGAUGACAUCUUUGCGCUCUCUUGCCGGGCGAUAAUUUUGGCAGCGAAAUCUCCUUGGAAAUCUUGGAAUGACAGCCGAACAGGACCUUAGAGAGCAGUCAAACGCCUCGGAAAUCGCGCUUCCUGACAAAUUAGCGAAAAUCAAAAAAGCCGAUGACUUCGCGGCCGUCAAAUACAAAUGGAACAGUAACGAGGAGGUUUUGUCACUGUUAACAAGCCUUAGCAACCAUGAAACCUGGGUGACAAGAACAGUUCCUGAUAGGCCUGAAAAUGGAUCAAUGUUUCUCUUUGAUCGAAGCAAGGUUAAGAAUUAUCGCAAGGAUGGUUACACAUGGAAAAAAAGAAGAUCAGGAAAUACAAUCAGGGAGGAUCACACAAGACUGAAGGUCGACGGAAUUGAGUGUUUAAGUGUAUUGUACACUCACUCUGCCUUGGUGCCGACAUUUCACCGUCGCUGUUACUGGAUGCUGCAGAAUCCAAAAAUAGUAUUGGUUCAUUACUUGAAUUUGGUGGAAGAAUGCAACAAACCCAUCACAGUUUCUGUGUACUCAUCGCCCAACAGCCGUGAUGACAUCUCACAACAACUGGAAGCCAUCUUAACAAAAAUCAGUUAUCAUUCAAAAUCUUCUAAAAUUUUGUGUUUUAAAUUUGGAUUCAAGGUAACAGAGGAAAGCCCCCCCGGAUCACCCUCAUCUUCAGAAGAAGGCGAGAACUCGUCUUCUAAAGGAAAACGACAGCGGAAAAGAAACAAGGUGGUUUACAAAAUCUCUUUUUCUCCAAACAAGAGUUUUCAGGCCAAAGUUCGGGCUGAAAAACUGAACAUAAAAGUGAUCAAAGUUACUAAGAAUAACCAAGGUCGUUUGACCGUGACAGGACACAGAGAAGGUUCGCCAUCUUUGGAAGAGAAUUUGUCUUACGAAGGGAAUGAUUCGGGCACAGUUGAUGACGUUAUGUGCCAGGCAGCCGUCACCCCUAGUAACGGUCACGUGUUCGUCACCAGUCCACCAAGCUUUUCACAGCACCAGCCUCUUAGAGACAUAUCUAUACUUUCGGUAGUGCCCAUGGUUACGCAUCCUUCGGUGUCCACAUUAUCGUACCAGGUACAAAACUCUCUCGGAGACAAAGGAUGUAGUGCAUCGAAUGUUCCCACCACAUCAAACUGCCAAUUUCUUCCAGAAAAUCACAUGUCAAAUGCGAUCCCUAUUAGUCAGUUCGCGGCAGAGACGAAUCACAACGCUGGCAUUCAGUGGAAUUCGAUCAUUUUAAAUCCUCGCGUGGCAGAGUUAGGUUCUAGUCCUUCUAGUGACUAUGGCAGCUAUAUGUCUGAUGCAGGCGCCCAGCUCAGUUUCUCAGGGUCAGAUUCCAUGAGCGCUGGUCUUCCUGCGCAAAAUCUCCAAGAUUCGGAGCAUGCGCUGUUUGACGGCCCUUUUCGUGUUCCUCUUCCCGUGGAACGAGAGUCCCGACAACAUUUUACCGAUUCAGCAAAAGGUGACGUAGGGGAAUCCGCACAGGACCAGGGACCGUUUUCGGGAAGGUCACAAUCAGGUGAAAAUGAGGUAUCCGUUGACAUGACUGAUUUGUCGCCCUUGGAAUCACUUGCGUUCGACAUGUUCGACUGUGACCUUAGCAAUGUGAUUCCAGAUUGCUUUACGGACUGCUUAAGCGCGUCGUCGCCCAGGCAAAGUAGCAAUGGUGUGACAGCCUCCAUUGAGAGCCAGAAGUCGUGUUAUGCCUCCAGUACCUGUACUACCUCGCAACUCUCUUCCCGUCCAUACACUUCCGCCAGCCAAGAUCAAACCUCGUCUUUCUCUCAGAUGACAACUUCCGGUCCGUCAUCUACGACGUCUUACGUAUUUGUGAAGCCUGUCAGCCCAGCGCGAUCCGCAGUGGUGACGUCAUGUUUCGUCGAGGUCAAUAAAAACACGCUGGAAUCAUCAUCCGGGACAGCUGUAAGCGAAGCUAGCACCCAGACUUCUCACAGAGGCAUUCAAGUUGGUUGUGAAGUAAACAUGGGAAAUGAUUCUAUUACUCAUACUGUUGCUCAACGAACGGUAAAUGAAGUUUGUCUUAAUCCUCCUCCUCUUCAUGGUUUGGCCCAGCAAACUACCACACCAACAACAAGUGACGUAAAUAACAAUUCCUCGCGCACACUCACUGUCGGCACAUCAGCCGACAAUUUCCCAACGCAUGUUGGGAAUCAGGUCGUUCCAAUCUCCGCGCGUAUCACCGAUUUUUCCCCCGAAUGGUCUUACCCUGAGGGUGGGGCUAAAGUGCUCAUCACUGGCGAGUGGAGGAUGGAACAAGGUUCAUACACGUGCUUGUUUGAUGGUUGUAGCGUGCCCGCGAUUUUGUACCAGUCUGGCGUUUUGCGUUGCUUCUGUCCUCCUCACGACCCGGGCCUGGUUACCUUGCAAGUCGCAUGCAAUGGUUUUAUCGUCAGCAACGCAUGUGUGUUUGAGUACCGCGCACGUGAUUCACCCGUGGUAGGAGCCAGCUGUCACGAGUGGCUCGCCACUGAUGAUGACCGGUUUAAGCUGGCGAUACUCGAUCGUUUAGAGAGAUUAGAGUCCAGACUCCACUCGAACCAGACGAGCAAUUCCGCAAAUGGUACACAACACGGAAAACAGUGCACGACUUUUGAAGAUCGACUCAUCGUCGCUUGUGAAAUCUUCCACCGACCCACAAGCUCUGCUAUAAACGCCCCCAUGAACGCCCCCACAAAGGGGGAGAAACCAUUCAGAGGAAUGACUUUGCUACAUUUAUCCGCUGCGCUGGGUUUUAACCGGCUGAUAUGCACGCUGUUGAAGUUAUGGCAUGUUAGCGAAAGCCAACUUGUCAGAGAGGAAAUGAAUCCGCUUAGGAAGGACGAAUUUGCCUGCACUCCGCUGACGUGGGCAUGCGCUCUUGGUCGGACCGACACUGCCCACCUGCUGUUGGAGACCGAACCUAAAGCUCUAUUAGAGCCCGAUGCGCGAGGACGUAUGCCUCUGCAGCUAGCCAGGGAUAGAGGCUUCUUAGACGUGGUGGAUCUAGUUGAAGAUUAUGUGAUGUCCUCUCCAUUCAAUGGUUCAGUUCUCGGUGUGGAUUCUGACGGGACUCCAUCACCCAUGGGUUCAUCGUGUGAGGACUCCCCACGAACUCCUGUCUCGGCCCCUAAUUCUUCCUCCUUGUUACCAAUCCCUGUGGAUGCAGACAUGGUUGACCGAGCAAAUUCGCCAAUGGUUGUCGAUGAAAACGAAGAAGUAGAGCCUCAAUUAAAUAGAAAACGGGCUCGAACCCUGGCAAAAACCUUGGUGCAUAUACAUUCGAUGAUAAACGAGGCAGAACAUGAGGCGGAGCUAAAUCACCGAAUAUCUGCUCAUUUAUCUCCAUUACACGAGAACUCCGAACUCAUUACAUCCGGGUCUUGGGGCGCAGCAGCGAGGUUGCGCACGUUCAGCUCGGCCUCGUCCCAAUCUUCCCCUUUGACGCCGUGCUCCUCCAAGUCGUCCCUCUCCCCAGGUUCUCCCGUAUUUCUUAACUCACCCCAUUCUUCUCCUUCUGGACCAGACACGACUGAAUUCCAGGAGUUUAUCUCAAGUUCUCGUAAACUGUUGGAAAGAGAUUUUUCGGAUCUCACGUUAACAGAUCGUGAACAGUGGGAACUCUACGAAGCGGCCAAGAUCAUCCAGAACGCCUACAGAAAUUACAAGACGAGGCGUCACCAACAGGAGCAGGAAAUAGAGGCCGCCAUAUUGAUUCAGCACCAUUAUCGUAGAUAUAAAGAGUUCAUCGCUUUCAAGAAAAUGACCCGCGCAGCUCGGAUAAUUCAGAACCAGUACCGCACAUACCGUGAACACGAACGAUUCAAGAAGAGUCGACGGGCAGCCGCCAUUAUUCAGAAUAGUUUCAGAAGUUAUCGGGAAAGAAGGCGCUCUUCACAGAGGCGGCGGGAAGAGAGAAUAAACAAACGGCAGGAGGCACGCUACAUGCAAAAAGCAUCCAAAAGAUCCAAAGAUAACACGCAUAGUCAAAUGUAACAAUUUCAUUAUGGGGAAUAUGGAAUAGCAGGGUUCUGGUUUCCAAUUUCCCGACGGUGUUCAAAAGAUUGACCAAGAGAUCCAGAGCGUUACUGGUGGAAAGGGAGUGAGAUCAUUAAUUACCUCCUUGACCAAUUUAGUAGAGCCUUUGCCAAAUAUAAUUACUCUUACUCGAAUAAUUUAUUAAUUUGAAAUUGCGGAAGAGAGGUUUACCCUUUUCUGCGGAAUUUUUCUAAUUUAUGUAGAUAUUUAUUCAUGCGAGCGCGAGUAAUUAAUUUAUUAAUUCUUUGAAAAUGUUCGCGAUAGUCGUUUCUCACCUCACCUUCCCCUCCCCUCCCCUCCCCUCCCUCCCACUGACCGUGGCGAAACGCGGAAACCUUUUCGUCAAAAUUUUGAUUCUUAGAGUUUACGAGAAGUGAUAAGUGUAACUCUUAAGUUGUCACGUGGUAUCGAGAGUGGUCAGUUUGGCCAAAGGCACGUUUGCUUGUUCACGUGAUGAGUAGCAAAGUAAUGCGCAUGUACACGCGACGUGGGCUUUUCAAGUCGGUGCUGGAAUAAUUUCUUUUCAAGGUGUAUUUUUGUGUUAUUUUUUUUAAGACUAGCACAUUGUUUAGUAUAAAUAAUUUGUAGUGCAUGCAAUAGACGAGAAUAUUUAUUGACUUAAAUGCUAAUAUUAAGUCUAUAUAGUGAUUUGGGAAUGAGUGAUAUCAUUUAUCAGGAUGCUUAGUUCAGAAAAAUUCCAUUUGACAUGUUGUCAUACAUGCCUUGAAUUAAUGAUAAUUUUUUGUUAGUUUUUCAUCCGAUUGUUUUAGAGAGAGGCGCGAGUUUUCUGGACCAAACACAGGUCUAAGUAAAGCAAAACCAGUGCAAUGUCAGAUUUCUUUUGAAGAUCAAUUCAAAAUUGCUGUAUCCUAAAAAUUCCUCAACCCUUUAAUUCCUACAAGUGAUUAACAUAUAACUUCUCCCUAUAAUAUUCCUACAUUAUCGAGUAAACAGGUAAUGAGAAUACUCCAACU